This is a messenger RNA of Podospora pseudocomata, 570 nucleotides long. RefSeq lists its product as uncharacterized. The record is from RefSeq and is a predicted model, not a curated record. Lineage: Eukaryota; Fungi; Ascomycota; Sordariomycetes; Sordariales; Podosporaceae. The transcript has 2 exons. Bases 25 to 453 code for a protein of 142 amino acids.
UCGCUAGCCAGUUAGCCUUCCUCGAUGAUCAUCAUGAAGCUCCUCCUCACGAUCACCGGCCUCGCAGCCCUUUCCACCGCAACACCAACCUCGCCUUCCACACCAACUGGCCGCAUCAAGGACCCCUGGGGAGACUUGAUGACCAUCCUGGGCUUCUACCAACAUCCCGAAUGCAGCCAUGAAGACCCUUACUGGUACAUGACCACCAGGCUCGGUACGUUCCUAGCCGUAAUGGACGAGACGGAAGGCUGCCAGAAUGUGCCGGACGUAUGGGGAGAUGUGAGAGUCAUCAAAGUGGAGCGUCAAGAUAGGAAGUGCAAAGUAACGGUGUAUGCCAACCCCGAUUGCAAUCCUGCCAGCGGAAGCGGGAUCCCUAUUCCAGAGGAGACUUGUGUUCCCUCCGAGCCGGAAAAGACUUGGAAGAGUUUCGCUAUCAGAGGCUGUUUGGAUUGAGGAACAUGUGGCCUGGUUACCAGGGCGGCCUUCAGAGAAUGUUUAUACACAGACAGUGUAUGAAACUGCGUUACACCUGAUGUCGAAUAGGCAAGAACGACAUUGAAAACAAACUCC